Messenger RNA from Chionomys nivalis (European snow vole), 8460 nucleotides. It is a transcript of the gene Sox6, whose product is annotated as SRY-box transcription factor 6. Gene Ontology annotation, biological process: cell fate commitment; regulation of transcription by RNA polymerase II; positive regulation of chondrocyte differentiation. Gene Ontology annotation, molecular function: DNA-binding transcription factor activity, RNA polymerase II-specific; RNA polymerase II cis-regulatory region sequence-specific DNA binding. The transcript has 17 exons. NCBI's taxonomy places the organism in Eukaryota, Metazoa, Chordata, Mammalia, Rodentia, Cricetidae. The record is from RefSeq and is a predicted model, not a curated record. Bases 120 to 2603 code for a protein of 827 amino acids. Gene Ontology annotation, cellular component: nucleus.
CUGGCCCCAGCGCCUCCCACUCCUGCCUUUCCCGGCACCUCUGGGGUCACUUUCAUGAAUUCAAAGGCAAUUUACCAGUGACUUCUGGGUGCUGGGGUGAUCCUCGUGUGUAAUUAAGAAUGUCUUCCAAGCAAGCCACCUCUCCAUUUGCCUGUACAACUGAUGGAGAGGAAACAAUGACCCAGGAUUUGACCUCAAGGGAAAAGGAAGAGGGCAGUGACCAACAUGCGGCCUCCCAUCUGCCUCUGCAUCCCAUAAUGCACAACAAACCUCACUCUGAGGAGCUACCGACGCUUGUCAGUACCAUUCAACAAGAUGCUGACUGGGAUAGCGUUCUGUCAUCUCAGCAAAGAAUGGAUUCAGAGAAUAAUAAGUUAUGUUCCCUAUAUUCCUUCCGAAAUACGUCUACCUCACCACAUAAGCCUGACGAAGGGAGUCGGGAGCGCGAGAUAAUGAGCAGUGUUACUUUUGGAACCCCGGAACGCCGCAAAGGGAGCCUUGCCGACGUGGUGGAUACGCUGAAGCAGAAGAAGCUGGAGGAGAUGACUCGGUCGGAACAAGAGGAUUCCUCCUGCAUGGAAAAACUACUUUCAAAAGAUUGGAAGGAAAAAAUGGAAAGACUAAAUACGAGUGACCUUCUUGGAGAAAUCAAAGGUACACCUGAGAGCCUAGCAGAGAAGGAACGCCAGCUCUCCACCAUGAUCACCCAGCUGAUCAGCUUGCGGGAGCAGCUCCUGGCAGCGCACGAUGAACAGAAAAAGCUGGCAGCCUCACAGAUCGAGAAACAGCGGCAGCAAAUGGACCUUGCUCGCCAACAACAAGAACAGAUCGCAAGACAACAGCAGCAACUUCUCCAGCAGCAGCACAAGAUUAAUCUCCUGCAGCAACAGAUCCAGGUUCAGGGACACAUGCCUCCGCUCAUGAUCCCAGUUUUUCCACAUGACCAGCGGACCCUGGCAGCAGCUGCUGCCGCCCAACAGGGAUUCCUCUUCCCCCCUGGAAUAACAUACAAGCCAGGUGAUAACUACCCCGUACAGUUCAUUCCAUCAACAAUGGCAGCUGCUGCUGCUUCUGGACUCAGCCCUUUACAGCUCCAGAAGGGUCAUGUCUCCCACCCACAAACUAACCCAAGGCUAAAGGGCAUAAGUGACCGUUUUGGCAGGAAUUUGGACACCUUUGAACAUGGUGGUGGCCACUCUUACAACCACAAACAGAUUGAGCAGCUCUAUGCCGCUCAGCUGGCCAGCAUGCAGGUGUCACCUGGAGCAAAGAUGCCAUCAACUCCACAGCCACCAAACACAGCAGGGGCGGUCUCACCUACUGGGAUGAAAAAUGAAAAGAGAGGGACCAGCCCUGUAACUCAAGUUAAGGAUGAAACAACAGCCCAGCCGCUGAAUCUCUCAUCGCGGCCUAAGACAGCAGAGCCUGUGAAGUCCCCAACAUCUCCCACCCAGAGCCUCUUCCCAGCCAGCAAAACCAGCCCUGUCAACCUUCCGAACAAGAGCAGCAUCCCCAGCCCCAUUGGAGGGAGCCUGGGGAGAGGAUCCUCUCUAGAUAUCCUGUCCAGUCUCAACUCUCCUGCCCUGUUUGGGGACCAGGACACAGUGAUGAAAGCCAUUCAGGAGGCUCGGAAGAUGCGAGAGCAGAUCCAGCGGGAGCAGCAACAGCAGCCACACGGGGUCGAUGGGAAACUGUCCUCCAUGAACAACAUGGGGCUGAGCAACUGCAGGAAUGAGAAGGAAAGAACACGCUUUGAGAACUUGGGGCCCCAGUUAACAGGGAAGUCAGGUGAAGAUGGGAAGCUGGGCCCAGGCGUCAUCGAUCUCACUCGUCCGGAAGACGCAGAGGGAAGCAAAGCAAUGAAUGGCUCUGCAGCUAAACUACAGCAGUAUUAUUGUUGGCCAACAGGAGGCGCCACUGUGGCUGAAGCACGCGUCUACAGGGAUGCCCGCGGCCGUGCCAGCAGCGAGCCUCACAUCAAGCGACCAAUGAAUGCAUUCAUGGUUUGGGCGAAGGACGAAAGGAGGAAAAUUCUUCAGGCUUUCCCUGACAUGCAUAACUCCAACAUUAGCAAAAUCUUAGGAUCUCGCUGGAAAUCCAUGUCCAACCAGGAGAAGCAACCUUACUAUGAAGAACAGGCCCGGCUAAGCAAGAUUCACCUAGAGAAGUACCCAAAUUACAAGUACAAACCCCGGCCGAAACGCACGUGCAUCGUGGAUGGCAAGAAGCUCCGGAUUGGAGAGUACAAGCAACUGAUGCGCUCCCGGAGGCAGGAGAUGAGACAGUUCUUCACUGUUGGGCAACAGCCUCAGAUUCCCAUCACCACAGGAACAGGUGUUGUGUAUCCUGGUGCUAUUACUAUGGCAACGACCACACCAUCACCUCAGAUGACAUCUGACUGCUCUAGCACCUCUGCCAGCCCAGAGCCCAGCCUCCCUGUCAUCCAGAGCACGUAUGGCAUGAAGAUGGACGGCGCGAGCCUGGCUGGGAACGACAUGAUUAAUGGAGAGGAUGAAAUGGAAGCCUAUGACGACUAUGAAGAUGAUCCCAAAUCAGACUAUAGCAGCGAAAACGAGGCCCCAGAGCCUGUCAGCGCCAACUGAGGAGCUUUUGUUUGCUGAAUUAGAACACUCUGACAUUUCACCCCCUUUCCCCAACAACAACAGAGUUCUUAAAGAGCCCGCAUGCAUUUGUGGCUCCACCAUACAUCAGCAGAGUGGUCUUAAUCGCUUCGUAACGUGUGAGACAGAUUAAGUUUUCCUGAUUUUUCAUAAACUUGAGUUUUUGUCGUUACCGUUACUGUUGUUGUUUAUUUAGGUGAAGACGUAUUAAAUAUGAGACACCGGGACUUGGAAACUUAUCUCCGCCCAUCGCCGUCUUUCAAGUCUUACAUUUCUGUCUUACUAUUUUUCUUUGGGAUGUUGACAAAGGGUUUAAGUUACUGUUUUAGAUGGGGUUAAACAUUCUCACUCAGGUAUGCUGUGCCGGCUACAGGUUGUGAAUGUGUUUUUAUUCUGAAUUACUAUAGAGAACAACUGAGGAUUUCGUAUUGUGAGACCGGACAAGUCCACAGUGUGUGCGGCUGCAUAUAGAACAUGUUCAAAAGCCCUCGGAAUUCCAUUUUUUUUUCCAUGUGUAGAAUUCAACUUUGAAUGUGCCAAACUUUUUGCAUAACUUUUGAAUCUUAACUAUUUUGAAAGUCUUACCGGAGACACUGCAAAGUCUUAGACAAUCUUUGGCAUCUUAAAAUAAAAUAGCAAACCACACUUUUUUUUUUUUUUCCCAGAAAAUGGUGAAGUACUCAGGAAUCUGGAGACAAGAUAUUGUAAGGAAUGAGCAAGGCUGUCACAGUGCAUGAACCCAAUUGUGUUUGCCUCUUGAUGUGCCAUCAGUGUGUGGCAUGGAACGGCACGCAUCAGAGCAGUCUCCACACCAGACACGACACGGUGGUCUCCCUGCCUGAGACCGCCUUUCACUACAUCCAUUCUCCCCUGCCUUUCACCCUGACAUUCAAUCUUAACACAUUGUUCUCUUAAAUAAUUUAUUCAUUCCAGAAUGUCAAGGGUCCACUUACUAUUUAUUUUAAAAAUUAUUGGUGGCAUUAAUUUAAUAAUUUUUCUUUUUUGUUUUGCCCUCCUUGCCCUUUCACCUAUUUUUCCUGCUGGAUACAAAAGAUGUACAUAGCAAUCUCAUGUCCCCAGAGCCCCUGGAAACAUUUCUGAAUUGAUGCUAGUAAAUGCAUAUGUUGUUGUUUUUAAAGAUGAGUGUCUAUCUGGGUCAAAGGUGUCUUACAUGUAAACAUGUAUGCCCCUGUGAGUCACUGUGAGCUCAGGUCUUUGCAUGGAGUUCCUCCCUCAUUCAGUUUUCAGUGAAAGUAGAACCUGAGUUCCACUCAGCAGUGAAGGUCAGCAGCGGUCACCGCCAGUCAAGGAGCCUCUCACAGCCUCUCUGAAGCCCAAGGGCCGUAGACCACUCAGGGGUCUACAGUGGAGCUGGCCUGCUGUCACUUUUACUGAGCAAGCUGGUCCUGACUGGCACAUCCAUGGAGAUCUGUGCAAAAUUUCCAGGAUGUUAGAAGCCUCAACACUAAGACAAGGGCAAAAGGAAACCAUGGGGAUAGCCAGCAGGACAGACCGAUGGCUGCUGGGGUGGUCCCCGCUCCGCUGGCAGACCUCACGUCUCAGAGGCUGCUUGUAGAUGAGGUGGUCUGCUCCUGAGACGGCUGCUAGGCUGGGAGGCACAGGCUUCCUGUCCAUCUCCUCACUACAGGUGGUUCUACUAUGUCGUAACUUUGACCUUCCUGAACCUAGGCCUGGUUGCUUACAGGAGCCCUACCCAGAGUCCUUCCUUGGGAGUGAGUCAGUGGACAGGACAGCCCAGAAUCUGAGCAUUGGGAAAAAGAACAGCUCCAUCAGAUUUUUUUGAGCCAUUUUGUCACUUGGAAGAAAGUAGUAAAACUUCAUAUUUAUUUAAAGAGUGCUCCAGGCCAUAUCUACUAGCAAUAAAUAGGUCUAGCCAAGAGAUGACCAGCCCUGUCAUUCGCUGUGAGUGCUCUCCAUAGGCUGUUUAAGGUACUGAUAGGAAUGUUUUGUUCUUAAUAUUGAUUGGGGAAUGGAACUUUGUUAAUGUACAUUGAUUUCAUAUGAGGAGGAGGUCACUUUUCAAAAACAAAAUGAGUAUUUAUUAUGUCUUACUGAUUUCUUGGACUCUCUGUCUCUCCUCAAUUCCUCCUCAUGCUUCUUCCUUUCUCUUUGGCUUCUGCUCUCACUGGUAAGUUUUUUUUUUUUUUUUAAAUUGUGCUGUACAGGUAGAGUGUUAUAUGGCUAGCAUUGUAUUGUAUGUAAUUAAUUUUGCACAAAGGCAAACAUUUAGCAUAGUAGUUAAUUUUGUUUGUUUUUAUGACCAUGCCAAAAUAAUAUUCUGGGCUGGUGGAGAACAAAGGACUGUUCUUUAGGACUGAAACUUGAUUUGCUUUAAAAAAAAAAAAAAGAGAGAAAAAACAAACAAACAAAAACCACACACACUCACAGAUGCUGUUUCGUAAGUGUUACAAGCACUGGAUAUAAAUGGUAUUUUUAUCACUGACUAAUGUGAAACUGGUAUGGAAACUACAUGAACAAAAGUCAUCUGUCUCGACUCGUGUGGGCUUGCCUCACAGUUGCCGGAUCUGAGUCAUUUUUAUGUCUUGUUAUUUCAUUUAUUUAUGCAAAAUACAUGUGUGUAGGAACUUCGUGUCAGCUCCAAUUCUGCCUCGGCACUGGGUCCAGUAACUUCUAGCCAUAUUCUCAAACACAAAGGUUGUCUGGGAAUGACUGGGUGGGAACGCCUCUCAUUGGCUCAGACAGUGAUGCUGUAUUCUAAUCUAAAUUUUGUGCGUACACAGUUUAUUCUAUUUAUUAGCCACAUUUGGCUCUAAAUAUCCAUGGGAAUGAGAAUGACAAUCACAGAGAUCGCUUACAUCAGUGGGGCUUAAACAGAGUUUUUAUGACUUCACCAUCUCAUUUUUAGAGUUUUCUAAUUGUGUAAAUAUAACAUAGAAAUAGAAUUUAUUUUUGGUUCAUGAGUUCCUAGUGACAUAUAAGUUAUGUAUCUUCUUUCUAUUCUUUAUCCGUAUGUGUUACUCCACACUAAAAGCUGGCCAGGCAGAUUUAGUGUGGACAGAGAGCUGUCAGCUCCAGUGAGGCAGCGUCCAUCCUCAGCCAAGACAGCAGGACCUCUGCCUGGUUCUCAUGCGGUCCCGAGCCCCCUGGUCCCCCACUCAGACCUCCCCCUCUUUCCUUAUGGGAAACCGAGGACUUUCUGUAAAGAAAGGAGAUCCUUGCACACACUCGGUUUCCAGCAGAGCUAGGAGAAAGUCAGGAGUUGCAUUUUAGAGAAAGAUCUGCCUGCCGUAUUAGUAUAAACCUCACGGUACCAGUCAAGGGGUUCUAAAGUCACCUUCCUGCAGUGUCCCCUCUUUUACACUAGCUUUAAAUAAAACCCAGGUUUGUCUCCAGGAAAGAACUCCCAGGAUCAGGAUCAGGCUUUCCUUCGUCGCCUGGGAAUAGUGGUAUUGUCAGACAAUCCUCUUUUUAGUGAACGGGCUCUAUGGAAUAGAAAGGAGGGGACAGAGAGAGAGAAGACCCAUCCGUGGACACAAGAAGCCUGGUUGGCAAUUUCUCUUCAUCAUUGGCAGUUCCAGGCCAUGUUGUUUUUGCAAACACUCUCUCAGCCUUCCGGGUUUGCCUCAUUUGGUAUUUGAUACCUUCUGUCCUAUCCUGGGCCUGAAUCCCUGCGCCAAGGUCUCGACACAGACUCCUGGGCCGUUUUCUAAAUUCAGGUGUGGGCUCAGAGAGCCCGCUUGUCAAAUGCUGGCCUCCUCUGGACAUCAGCCCCACGGGAGCCAGCAGUGCUAAAGAAGGGUGUGAUCCCUUUAGAGCUGAGAGCAGGCUCGGGUAAAGCCUGCUUUUCUGCAGAUGGGCACCUCCCUCAGAAGAAACAUGGCCUGGUCACAUGAUCCACCCCGGAGGCUGUCGCUCUAGUCAGUCCUUUUCAAUAAGUUGACUUUCCCAGAUCCUUAGGGAAAGGAGCCAAGGAUUCCUUCAUAGUUUUGAGCCAUAGAAACCCCGUACCAAGUGCCAACAACAGCAGAGCUGUGUCCAGAGAAAGAGACUAAGAUGAUGGCGGGGUCUUCCUCGUUACCAACACAGUGACAGCACCGCCAGAUGUAGCCUUGCCUGGGGUCCACAAUUCCUCCAAGGACGGGGCUAGCACGUCAGCUCCCCCUGAAUGGAUAAUGACAGUGGUGACCUCACUGUCUCACUUGUCUCCUCUACCCCUGACACGGCUUCUUCGGAAGCGGCUAUUUCUCCUGCCAAUCACAUUGUUUCUGACGCCACACACGCUUGCUCAUGACUCUGCACGUCAGAAAUAGACUGAAAAUCAUGACAUGCAAGCAAGGAUUUUUUUGUCCCCAUCCCAUCAUUUCCAAGCACUUAUAAGCUGGCACCGGGGAUGCUUGAGGGCAGAGAUGGAGUGACUUGGCGCGGGAUGAAAGAGUAAGGCUUCCUGCAGAUUCCCUUCUGUCGACCAAGGAGUUUGAGGAAGGUAGUAGGUGAUGUUCCUUGCUGGUGUCUUAUUUCCACAGAAAAGCAGGCAUAGAGCAGGGCUUCAGUGUGGGCACUCUUGGAGUCUGGGGAUGUGCAAGCAUUUGUCAUUGCUACAGAUUACAGGUCUGCUCGUGUGCAUCCUCCGUUGUCUGUCUCUGUCAUAUGUGCAUCUGCUCUCUCUCUCUCUCUCUCUCUCUCUCUCUCUCUCUCUCUCUCAGUGCAGUCCUCUUGUAUCCUCCUCCAGCCCAUAGCACAUUAGGAUACAAAACAGCUGAGCACUUGUUUUGGCUCGUUCUUGUAUUUGCCGUGUACAAUUUUGAAUCACCCUAUCCAAGCCUCUAAGCUGUUACUACGUAACUUAUCUUUACUGUAACUCUUUUCUUUGCCUACAUUGUAUUUGUUUGUUUGUGAUGUAUAUUGUGAGAUUGUAUUCUAUGUUAAUUUAAUCAGCACAACUCACUGACAUGCUGGACUGACAUGCUGGCUGCUGUUUUGAAGUGUAAAGCUUGUGUCGGGCUGUCCGGACAACUACAACUCUGUUGUCAAGGUACUGUGCAUUGGUUCCCAUAGCAACACUGUGGGUGUGGCCCUUUAAACUCCAGGGACAUUCAGCACACCCUCCAGCAAAUUUUAAGUGCAGAUUUUCUUUGUUGAAGUUCUAUGAAUACCACAGGUACCUACUUGGCCCAUGGCUGGUAACUAUUUUGGGCAAUUAGAAAAACAAACAAGCAUUAAAAAACUAGUGUCUAUUGCUGCUUUGAAUAUGUUUGAAAGUCUGAAAAUGUAAAUAGUUUAUCAAAAAAAAUCUUGUACAGUCCAGUGUAAAGUUUUUAAAUGACCUGAAGGGUUACCAUCACAGCUUUCGCGUGCUCUCCUCUGGAUAGUGGAAAAGAGAAGUUUGCUAAGGACUGAAUGGAAUGGGGACUUCGGAUCGGAAGGCGUGAAUCACUGCCCUUAGCUUGUCACAUACACAGACCUCUUGGAUCUUGUCGGACAGUAUUGGCAUGAGACAAACUCAGCAUGGAACACCCUCCAGUGAAACUUCUGCAGGGCUUCUUCCCUGCUCUGCCUCACCAUGAAGGGGAAAGAUGAGAUGGAAAGGCGUGCCGUUUUUGUCUAUCCUGGAAUAUGUUGGCACCUUAGCUACUUUUCCCCUUCUUUGCACAAGGUGCUUUCCUGAUGUGUUCGCCAUGCCAUCCUUGGGUGAUAAUGUAUAUGCCAUGAUGGGCCCAGGCCCCCGGGGGAGUCUAUAGGAACUGCCUAUUUAUGCUCAUUUACCUCAAGACUGUCCUUACCCUAAACUAGCUGUCAUCACUCCAUCUUUUGUACUGCUGUUGACACUUACCAAUUAAAGAUAAAUUUUGUUUUAUGA